This is a messenger RNA of Suillus paluster, 1946 nucleotides long. Its product is annotated as aspartic peptidase domain-containing protein. Gene Ontology annotation, molecular function: aspartic-type endopeptidase activity. The coding region runs from base 205 to 1650 and encodes 481 amino acids. The transcript is spliced from 6 exons. The record is from RefSeq and is a predicted model, not a curated record. NCBI's taxonomy places the organism in Eukaryota, Fungi, Basidiomycota, Agaricomycetes, Boletales, Suillaceae. Gene Ontology annotation, biological process: proteolysis.
AGGUCUAUGAUAAGUCAUACGUGUGCUAAUUGCCAAGCAGACUUGGUGCGCAGCCCUGCACAGGUAGACACUGUGUCGCGAGUAAUUAGACAGUUUUCCGUUUCCCUUUACAAAACGACUCACGCGAGCUAGUCUUGCGCGGGCGUGAGCUCUUUCUUUGCUUUCUUUAUAUUUCUCUCUAUAUCGACCUGUUCUGAAUCCACGAUGAUUUCCCUCCCCCUUGUAGCUAUCGCACUUCUUCCAUUAUUUGCCCUUGCUGCUCCCCAACCGGCUACAGGUGUUAUUCAUGUUCCAAUCGUGCGACGUACACAACCCAACCGAGUUGCAAAUUUACCAAAAGCCGUCGAAGCAAUCCGGGCAAAGUACGGUUAUCAGUCAAACAAUGUGACGAAUUCGAAGCGAGGAAACACUGCUGCAAUUCCCAUCACUGACGAGCAAAAUGAUCUCAGUUACUCGGGUGUCGUGAGCAUUGGGACACCAGCGCAGAACUUCAAUCUUAUUCUCGACACUGGUUCUUCUGACCUUUGGGUUGCAACAUCCGCAUGUCCUUCGUGCGCAACAACUGAGUUUACCACCUCAAAAUCGUCGACAUACCAGUCAACAGGCUCCGCCAUGACGAUUAAUUAUGGUUCAGGAUCGGUGAGAGGAACCACCUCCCAAGAUACCGUCACUUUCGGUGGCUUCACAAUCACUAAGCAAGAACUCUUGGCUGUUACUCAAACUACGUCCGGCUUGAUCGACGGUUCACUCUCAGGUAUCAUGGGUCUUGGGUUUGCCUCAAUUUCUGCCCUCGGGACUACCCCAUUUUGGCAAGCCUUGUAUAAUUCCAGCCAGCUCUCAGAACCCUUGUUCUCUUUCUACCUUGAGCGCUAUAUCGACCAAUCUGCUGUGGACACUGCUCCGGGCGGCACGCUCACUCUCGGUGGAACAGACUCAACUUUGUACCAGGGCUCUAUCGAGUACUUGAGCCUAACUGGUCCGGAAUCGUAUUGGCUGCUCGAUGUUACCUCGGUCUCUGUGCAAGGAAAGACAAUCAGCGUCCCAUCGUCCAGUGCUCUUGCUGCCAUCGACACAGGCACUACCCUUAUCGCCGCACCCACCUCCAUUACCGCAAGUAUUUAUGCCCAAAUUCCAGGCUCCGUGGUGCUUACAGGACAAUACCAAGGCUUGUAUGCAUUCCCCUGUACCACUAACGUCGUCGUUACUAUGUCUUUUGGCGGUACCAACUGGGCGAUUAACUCUCUGGACAUGAACAUCGGCUCCGUCCCCGCUUCCGCCUUGACUUCCACGACUCAGACUCAGAUGUGCGCUGGUGGUAUCUUCGAUAUCGGCACCAGCAUUGGCGGUGGUUCUAGCUCACCUACUUGGAUUAUCGGUGAUACCUUCUUGAAGAACGUGUACUCCGUUUUCCGUGCCAACCCCCCUGCUGUUGGCUUUGCGCAGCUUGCUAGUGGCUUGAGCACUUCAACCGGAACUGCUUCUGCGAACUCCCCGGCGAAGGCGACUUCCGUGUCGCCUACUAGCUCGAGUACAAGCUCAAGCGGCAGUGGUGCAAACCCCCUUGUUGGAGCUGCCUCUACUAACAAAAACAUCGCUGUAUCUCUUACUCUUCUCGCAUCUGUGGCGGCCUGCUUCACCUUGUUGCUCUAAAGAGACUAUAUAUACCAUAUUACUAUUAUUGUGAUACCAUACACGGAUUCGGAGUCUUGGUUCGCAUCCAACUCGGAUAUUCUGUCUAACAUCACUCGUUGACUAGUUACUGACCUUAUAUUUAAGACUCCCCGUCCAUUCUUUCAUUUACGUUUUAUAUGUUUGGUUUGGACAGUUGUAUUAUGGUUCAUAGGGAGGUGUGCAGUACGUAGGUAACUUCCUUGCAUGUAUAUUGCAAUGCAUUUGCAGUUGAUUUGCAGUCGCUGAUCAUCCCUUAGGAUCAAUGGAUAUUGAGG